UCCUCCCACAACCUCUCCGUUCAUCAGUGUGUGAGUCUCCUUGCAUCUUCUGUGUCUCUCUCAGUCCAGAGACUCUCAGGUCCCUCAGUCCACCGCCCAGCUCCCAUUGGGAGGAAAAUGGGCCAGUAACUGGUAGUUUCUUCUGAUCGUCACACUUCUUCAGUGAGUCGUUUAGAGUUAGUGGAUCGACUUCGGAGUAAGCAGUUCCACUUUCUGAUGUUCGAAACAUUGUGAGACUGUGUGAGAAAGUGAGUCCCACUUAAAAAUAUUAAAGGUCUAAUUUUCAUCAUAGGUUCAACUCAUCUGAGAGACAGAAUGCUUAUAAAGAUCCAGGAAAUCACAUUGUAUGAUUUGUUAAUUAUGUAUUUGUUUAUUGGUAAAUACAUGUUUGGUCAAUAACAAAAGUUCACCUCAAUACUUUGUAAUGCAACCUCGGACAGGAACCCAGAUGAUGGCUAGAGAAUCAACAUUCAUCCUUCCUUCUUUCCUGUCCCCUUUACAGAAAAGCAGCCUGCAACUGAGCAUCCUUCCCUUUCCACACUUCCACAAGCACUCAAACUCUUGAGCGCUUGUGGAAGAAAACCCAUCUCCACGUCCAUCUGCUGCACCUAAAGGAUCUUCUGACAUCCUUUAACUCUGCAGUCAGAGAUGCAAGGGUUUCCUAUUUCUCCAACCUGGUGUCCCAGAGCAAAGGGAACCCCAAGGUGCUGUUUAACACCAUCAGCAGCAUCGUCUCUCCUGCCUCUCCUACAGCCUCCAUCCACUCUGUUGCAGAUUGUGAGAACUUUCUGUCUUUCUUUGUGGACAAAGUCAAUAAGGCUGGCUGCAGCACCAUGUCCUCUGCCCAAAGUGAGGAUUCAUCCAGCUAUCAUUUAAGUGUGGUCCGUAACCCACCAGGCUGGGAGGUGGGGAUUUACCUUGUGGGCUUCCUCCUACUGCUGGGUGCAGCUGGGCUGAACAUCUGGAAGUUGUGGAGAUCUGGAACCUUCCCAGCGCCGUCCCCUUUCCCCAACUUUGACUAUCGAUAUCUGCAGGAAAAAUAUGGAAACUCUUUCUCAGAAGUCAGACAAAAGAGAGCUGCUGCCAACAAUCAACGGCGUACCUCCACCAACUCCAGCCGCAAGCCCAGCCUGGCUCUCGGAGACACCCCAGAUGGCUUCAGGGACCUGGGCCACUUGGAGCUGAUGAGCAGGGAGCUAGACCCGACUGGCUUGGCUCAGCUGAACCGAUCCAUAUCUACCGACUCGCUCAGCUCCAUUUCCUCCAUUGCCAAUAACUUUGGCCAUGACUUCACAGUGGGCCAGCUGGAGGUGACCCUGGAGUUUGAGCCAUCACGACAGCUGCUCCACAUCACACUGCACCAGGGCAAAGACCUGCUAGAGAAGGAGGAAGGAGACUUUCCUGGUUGCUUCAUCAGAGUCUCGCUUGGCCUCGAGGAGCUAAAUGUGGGGGUCACAAGGGUGCAGACGAACGCAUUCAGCGUGAUCUUUGAUGAGCGAUUCUCUGUCCCUAUGGACCCGCCAGCUCUGGAUGAGUACAGCUUGCGAUUUGCUGCUUUUGGUAUUGAUGCUGAUGAAAGAAACAUCAGUGCAGGGGUAGCAGAGCUCAAGCUGUCAGACCUGGAUCUGAUCAUCAGACCCUUCAAUGCCUGGCUCUACCUCCAAGAUGUCAACAAGGCUGUGGAUGCAGUCGGGGAGAUCUUGUUGUCUCUUAGCUAUUUACCAACAGCAGAGCGCCUCACUGUGGUCGUGGCCAAGUGUAAGAAUCUGGUGUGGACCAACGACAAAAACACAGCAGAUCCAUUUGUCAAAGUGUAUCUCCUACAAGAUGGCAAGAAGAUCAGCAAGAAGAAGACUUCCACAAAAAGAGACGACACGAAUCCAAUCUUCAAUGAAGCCAUGAUCUUCUCUGUCCCAUCUGUUGUCCUACAGGAGCUCUCCCUGAGGGUGACGGUAGCAGAAGCCACUGACGAUGGGCGAGGUGAAAACCUUGGUCAUGUGAUCAUCGGCCCUGAGGCCAGUGGGAUGGGGAUCACCCAUUGGAAUCAGAUGUUAGCCACUCUGAGGAAGCCCGUGUCCAUGUGGCACCCGCUACGCAGGAUCUAGUAGGGCAAAGUCUGCUCCAUGUUUCAGUUUAACACUCAUUUUGUGUCAUGCCAACAUCUGAGAGUGUUAGAAUUAGAGUUCACAUCAUGACCAAAUGUGUGACUGGUGUUUAACAGUUUAUCUUCAUAUGUAUGAGGGAGAAUUCUGUAAAACCAGAGUUUAAUGAUCCCCUUUUACUGACUUAAUUACUCAUCAUCAUCAUCCUGGGUCAGGUAUUUUAUACGUGAACAGGUUGAAAACUUAGUUCUUUCCUCUACAACAUGAGCGUGUGAAUCAGACUUUUGACUUUGGGUGAGUUCUGAAAAGCAGCUCAGCCUCAGCAGAUUCUGCAGCCUCUGUGUCAACAUGGUGUCUGCGGUGGUUUAGCAUCGGUGUGGAAAAGCAUCAGGACAGAGAAGAUGUGAGCUGGUUAUGGUUUGUGCCCUCCCGGGCAUGCAGAUGUUAGCAGGUUCAGACAGCAACCGGACAUGUUCUUGAUUGUUGAAGAUGAUUGCUCCUCAUCAUAGGACAUUUGGCAGCAGGAAAAAAGGAGGGAAACAGUUAAAAUCCAAGUUUUUAACUGUGAUGAGGGCUCCUUUAAUGUGAGAGAGCUCACAAGUCACCCCGCCACCACACACAUACACACAUGCAAUCAUGCGCACAGACACACACACACACACACACACACACACACACGCAUGCAGUCGCACACACGCACACACAAACAUGCAGUCACACGCACAUGCCAUCAGGCACACAAAAAUACAUACACACACACGCACACACAAACAUGCAGUCACACACACACACACGCACGUGCCAUCAGGCACACAAAAAUACAUACAUGCAAUCACACACACACACACACACCACACGUAAUCACACACACAUGCAAUCACACACACACACACACGUAACCAUGCACACACACACAAACACAAGCAAUCACACACAUUCACACACACAUGCACUCACGCAUACAAAUACACACAUGCAAUCACGCACACACACAAACACACACGCACACACACCACACAUAAUUAUACACACAUGCAAUCACACACACGUAACCAUGCACACACACACAAACACAUGCAAUCACACAUUCACACACACACAUGCACUCACGCACACAAAUACACACAUGCAAUCACGAACAGACACACACACACACACACGCACAUGCAAUCAUGCGCACACAUGCACGCACACACGUGCCAUCAUGUACACACACACGUAAUCAUGCACACAGACACACACACAUGCAAUCAAGAACACACGCACAUGCAAUCAUGCACACACACACACACACACACACACACACACACACAGACACACAUGCAAUCAUGCACACACAUGCAUGCACACACGUGCAAAUACACACAUGCAUUCACGCACACACACACAAAUGCAAUCACGCACACACACACACACACACACACACACACACACAUGCAAUCAUGCAUACACAUGCAUGCACACACACAUGCAUGCACACACACACACAUGCAAUCAUGCACACAGAAACACACACACACACACCUGCCUUUUGAAGGCUUUCUUGGCUGCUGGUGAGACUUUCUGAUCACAUGACUAAAACUUGCUGUGAAACUUUCUGAAACUCAAAGCUGCUUAAAAGCUGAAACUUCCUCCUCUGUCUAAUGGUGGCUUUUCUCUCUCUUGAUGGGAGGAAAACAGGUCAUCUUUUUCAAAAGUAAGAACAACUUUCCAGUCAUUCUACUGCAGCUUUGAGUCUAAUUCCUGAACACUUUUGUGAUGAUAGACCAACUCACAUGUAAACCAGGCCAAGAACCUUGGGCCCAUCAUGAUGAUGUGUGAGGUAAAGCCUGUACAUACGUCUAUUUAACACCGCCAUGCCCUGUCUGAUGACUUUCGUUCACAAGUAUUUAGAGUACAGAGCCGAAGGUCAGGACUCUGAACCUUUCUGUUUCAUUUGAGAAAUCGUUUAAAGAAAGAAGGAAAACCUUUUCACUUAUCUAGAAAAUGUCUGGUUGUUCUUGCUUGAGCCCCCUAGGAUGUGUUUAUGAUGUUUGAAACCAGAUAAUUCCUACUUGAUGAAAUUGGUUGUAGAUUUAGAGAUGAGUCCUGUUAGCUUGUGUCAUGUGCUACUAGUGACAGACGGGUCGUAGAGUUUUCAUAUUCAGUAUUGAUUGUGCUUUUCUAAAUAUGCAGGUGAUCCUAUCCAGGUGAAAACAUGUCAUUUGUAGCAGCUGCUGCAGGGUGGCCAAAUUUGUUGCAAUCAUUAUAAUAAAGGCAAUGUUGUUCUAUUUUUAAUGCAAUACUUGUUGCAAACGUGUAUUUAAGGUUGUACAUAGCCCACCUAAACACUAUCCUCAUUUCAUUUUCCUGCAAAAUGAUUUGUUCGAAUCACAUUUUUCAGAAUUUAUCUCAUAACUAACAUCCAAGUCCUUUCAGAAAACUUAUAUAUAAAGUGUGUCUGUCACUGCUAUAAAUAAAGACCUCUGGGAGUUUCAUUCAUGAUGUAAAGUCUACUAACUCCUUUGUAUAUAUGUUUGUUUUAAACUAGAGGUUCUGAGUCAGCGGAGGUUUUCCCAUCAGUCACUAAUUUAGCUCUUGUUGUAAAAUCUGACUGGUGAUGCAUUGCAGCUUGAAGGCAGAACACGUGAGUCGACGACAGCAGAAGCAUGCAAAGCUCUAGGGGGCUUUUUCUUUCUCUACGACAUACACACUCAUGCAAACGUGUUUUGUUGUAACCUGAACGUGACUCGUGUGGAAACUGAACCAACACACAACCAGCUUCAUGGAUCCUUUUUGGUUUUCAGGUUGCUCAACUAUGGACUGCCUUUCUCACCUCACUUUGAAAAUCUAUCUAAAAAAAUAACACGCUUGGGGUGAUUUGAUAUAAAAUGUUUCCUAUUGUGCCAAAUGAUGAAGCAAUAUCUUCAUUUACAUUCAUCAUUUGCAUUCAACAAAGCUGUAGCCUCCAUUCGAUCAUGCACGAAGUUAUUUGGCACUUUAUGUGAAUGUGAUUCGAGAACACGAUGUAUUGUGUGAAUGCUGUUUCAAAUAAAAACCAGUUGAAGACUGAG
Nothobranchius furzeri (turquoise killifish) is the source of this 5155-nucleotide messenger RNA. It is a transcript of the gene syt12, whose product is annotated as synaptotagmin XII. Gene Ontology annotation, biological process: cellular response to calcium ion; regulation of calcium ion-dependent exocytosis; regulation of dopamine secretion. The record is from RefSeq and is a predicted model, not a curated record. NCBI's taxonomy places the organism in Eukaryota, Metazoa, Chordata, Actinopteri, Cyprinodontiformes, Nothobranchiidae. Gene Ontology annotation, cellular component: plasma membrane; exocytic vesicle. Gene Ontology annotation, molecular function: clathrin binding; calcium ion binding; SNARE binding.